This is a messenger RNA of Mesorhabditis belari, 1077 nucleotides long. The record is from the annotation of a GenBank genome assembly. NCBI's taxonomy places the organism in Eukaryota, Metazoa, Nematoda, Chromadorea, Rhabditida, Rhabditidae.
AUGGCUUCCUCAUCGUCACCCCCACCACAGCCGCCAAACGUUCUUUUGUUGGGAAGAAUGGGGCUUUCCCAUGAAACCGUUUUUGGAUCAAUAAAGAAAGGUCGCAAAGAAAUGCGCAAAACGAUUCUCCUGCUUGGCGCAAAAAAUAGCGGAAAAACGGCUCUCGUGAACAGUGUGACGAAUUAUUUGUACAAGAUUGGACAAGACUCAAAAUAUCGAUUGCAUAUUGUGGGAAAAGAGAAGACAAGUCGAGGUGGGCUCUCAAUGGGGCCAACAACGUCUGUGCAUACUUAUGUUUUUCACGGAACUCGAGUCCCAACUUCAUUGGCUUUAGUCGACACUCCUCCACUUGGAGAGCACCAAAAAAAUCACAAAGAGGUUUCAUGUACAAAAAUCAAAAAAUGGUAUGCAUCGAGUUAUGAUCAUCCAUGCAAAGAUAUUGAGAUCUGGUUGGUGAUCUCAGCUCAACAGCCAUCGGUCACUAAAGAAUUCAUGAUCGAAUUGAAGGAGUUAUUGGAAGAUUUAGAUGCUCUACAUAUUAAAGUAACCCCAGUGAUCACUUUCUCGAAGAAUCGGAAACCGAUCUUAGCGAUGAAAGCCCUCGAACUACUCGGCUUUCAGACACAACUAGAAAACGUUGACUACUUUAUGGUGAACAAUGAAUCAGUGCUACCGAUUGGUGGAUGUGCACAAACGAAUGCUCUGCCGAUGAAAGAAACUCUGAGAAAUUUGAGAGCUCUCUUGAUCAACACGACUGAACCGAUUGUGCAUAUUUUGGGCACUGUUGUUUCCAAAGAGGCUUCACACUCUAUUCGGGAAUCGAGAGAAUUACUGCAAACUCCUAAAGAAGAACUCGAUGCGAAUAACAAUGAAAAGCACUACAAUUUACCUAAACAACUCCAAUGGAGUGUCCGCUCGCAAACACACGAGGAUCACAUCUAUGCAACGCCAAAGAAAACUCGUCCUCCAAUCAACGUGAAUCGAUAUCCAGUGAAACCGAAUAAUUUGGUGCUUCAAAAGUCAAUAAGUUCCUCGCAAGUGAAUCUGAUAUCGAUCAGUCCAUAUGAGACGGUCGUU